Messenger RNA from Chanos chanos (milkfish), 3379 nucleotides. RefSeq names its product DEAD (Asp-Glu-Ala-Asp) box polypeptide 54 (gene ddx54). Lineage: Eukaryota; Metazoa; Chordata; Actinopteri; Gonorynchiformes; Chanidae. The coding region runs from base 86 to 2650 and encodes 854 amino acids. The record is from RefSeq and is a predicted model, not a curated record. Gene Ontology annotation, molecular function: RNA binding; ATP binding; RNA helicase activity. The transcript has 20 exons. Gene Ontology annotation, cellular component: cytosol; nucleus.
UUAUACAUUUUUAUCGCUAAAAUCGGAAAUAAUCUUAUCAUAGGACAGUGUGGUAACGACAGUAGGACACAGCUUUGUACCUAAAAUGGCACAACGAAAGAAAAAGUUUUCGAAAAGGAAGCGGCACACAGCACACAAAGAUGUCGAUGUUGAUUCUGACGGUGGAGAUUUCGAAUUGGCUGCCGAAAUAAAAGAUGACGAUAUGCCUGGGAGAAAGUUGCUACGAUUCCCUGCAUCAUCAGAAUGCCUCUCAGAUGUGGAACCUGACACCAGGGAGCUUAUCAGAGCACAGAACAAGAAGAAGAAAAAAUCUGGGGGCUUUCAGUCCAUGGGCCUAAGUUACCCUGUUUUUAAAGGAGUGAUGAAAAAGGGCUACAAAGUCCCCACCCCCAUCCAGAGAAAGACUAUUCCUGUGAUCAUGGAUGGCAAAGACAUUGUUGCUAUGGCAAGGACUGGUAGUGGAAAGACAGCCGCUUUCUUGAUCCCCAUGUUUGAGAGGCUGAAGGCCCCUCAGGCUCAGACUGGAGCCAGAGCUCUCAUCCUGACACCUACGCGUGAGCUGGCACUGCAGACUAUGAAGUUCACUAAAGAGCUUGGCAAAUUCACUGGCUUAAAAACAGCGUUGAUCCUGGGUGGAGACAGUAUGGAUGACCAGUUUGCAGCCCUUCAUGAAAAUCCCGAUAUUAUUAUUGGCACCCCUGGCCGUCUUAUGCAUGUCAUCAUGGAGAUGAACCUGAAGCUACACAGUGUAGAAUAUGUGGUUUUUGAUGAGGCUGACAGGCUGUUUGAGAUGGGUUUUGCUGAUCAGCUUCAGGAAAUCAUCAGAAAACUUCCAGAUACUCGACAAACCCUGCUGUUCUCUGCCACACUGCCCAAACUACUGGUGGAGUUCGCCAGAGCAGGGCUUACUGAUCCUGUUCUUGUGCGUCUUGAUGUGGACACCAAACUGAGUGACCAGUUGAAGUUAUCCUUCUUUCAUCUCCGUUUGGAUGAGAAGCCAGCUUUACUUCUUUAUCUGCUGAGGAACGUGGUGAAACCCCAGGAACAGACUGUAGUGUUUGCCGCCACAAAACACCAUGUGGAAUACCUGAGAGAGUUGCUGUCCUCGGAGGGUCUGGAUUGCGCCUACAUCUACAGUGCCCUGGACCAGACAGCUAGGAAGAUUAACAUUGGACGUUUUGUUCACCGGAAGGCCAUGGUUUUGCUGGUGACGGAUGUGGCAGCCCGUGGUAUCGACAUCCCUCUGCUGGACAAUGUUAUCAAUUACAAUUUUCCCUCCAAGGCCAAGCUUUUUCUCCAUAGAGUUGGGCGUGUAGCGCGUGCAGGCCGCAGUGGCUCGGCGUAUAGCCUUCUGUGCCCAGAUGAGAUUCCUUUUGUCUACGAUCUUCACCUCUUUCUAGGUCGACCUAUUCAGCUAGCAACGCCAGAUCAUCCGCAUGAUGCAGAUGGUGUGCUUGGCCGUGUUCCCCAGAGUGUCCUGGAUGAUGAGGAGACACAGCUGGUCACAGCCCAUGAGAGCUCUUUAGAUCUACAGAAUCUCAAACGCGUUUCAGAGAAUGCAUACAAACAGUAUCUGAAGUCACGACCCAACCCUUCACCAGAGUCCAUCAAGCGUGUUAAAAACACAGAUUUCUCUAACAUGGCUGUCCACCCAUUGCUUGGGUCAAGGCUUGAGAAAAUGGAACUUGAAAGACUACAGAUUGUUGACUGUAUCAAAAGUUACAAGUCCAAAUCUACAAUAUUUGAGAUAAACUCCACAAACAAAACAAACGCCAGUGUGGUCAUGAGAGCAAAGCGCAAUCGGGACAGUCACUUGGUGCAGAAAUUCUCAAAAUCUCGGGAAGAACUCAUAACAGAUAGUCAAAUCUCUCAGCCCUACCUGCCUGCGCCUUCCACAGACAACCAAGGGCAUAGUGAAGAGGAGGACGUUCAGGGAGUAUUUGCUGAAGUUGUUGGUGGAAAGAGAAAAAAGCAUUAUGGAGAUGAAGAGGCAGAUGGAUCAAAAACCAAGAAGAACCGACAGUCUGGUCGUGAUGAAGAGUUCUAUAUCCCCUACAGACCCAAAGACUUCAAUUCAGAGCGAGGUCUCAGUCUGGCUGGAGAGGGAAACGUGUUUGAGCAACAGGCCUCCUCAGCUGUUUUGGACCUGAUGGGUGAUGAGCAAGAUACACUGAAUCAGCACAGAAACAUAAUGAAGUGGGACCGCAAAAGAAAACGCUUUGUCCGAGACACAGGGAAAGAUGACAAAAAGAAGAAAAUUAAAACGGAGAGUGGCCAGGUGGUUACCGGCAAAAAAACGAAAAAGAACCUCUAUGAACAAUGGAAGAAGAAGUACAAAGUAGACGAGGCAUCUGACUCUGAUGGAGACACGGGACAUGGCGGUCAGGGGAGGAGAGCUGGAGGAAGUGGUCGGCGAGGAAUGAGGAGAGGUGAGCAGACCCAGAAGAGGAGCGGCAGUCAGGUGCGCUCAGAGCUGAAGAGUCGUGAGCAAAUCCUCAAACAGCGAAAGUUCAAAGAGAAGCAGAAGUUCCUGCAGAGUGGUGGAAUGAAGAAGCUGCGUACCAAGAACAGACAGCGCGUCCAUGAGGUCAUGAAAUCUGGUUUUGGACGAGGAACACACAAGAAAGGCAAGAUGAGGAAGAAACUCUAAGGAUUUAGUGAAGAUGGACUAAAAGAGAUCAGCCUGGUCUCGCUUCUGAAUUCAUGUUCCUCAGAUGUUUUGUUAGUGGUUGAAAAGAGACUGUAGGGAUAAGCGAAGGCUGGAAAAAGUAACAAGAAUGUGUCUUCCUCUUCACACCCUUUUGCAUUGCCUCUUUGCCAUGUGAUAUCUUCUUGCACAGGACAGGAUAAAAGAAAACAGGUUUUAUGUUGUAUCUGCUGUAUUUCUUAUGUCCCUUAGUCCUUUCUGUUUAGAGCAAGGGUGUCAAAAUCGGGUCCUUUAGGGCCACGGUCCUGCUGUAUUUCUUGUCGAGCAACUAAAUAAAAUCUCUGAUUGGCUUAAGAGUGUGCACACCUGUUUUCAAGGUGAAAAUCAAGAGGUAACUAAGAGGUGAAAACAAAAACCAGCAGGACCCUGGCCCUCCAGGACCAGAUUUUGAUACCUUAGGCAUGGAAGAACACGAUCCCAAAGUACUGAGACCUUAUUUUGUGGGUUCUCUGAGCACUGCAAAACUGACACCUACUGGGGACUUUAUAUAAAGAAUCAGCAUCUCUCAUUUUAAUGCUUCACAGUGAUGUCCCGAAUCACUGUUUAUUCACCUUAAACAGUUUGUACAUGUUUAUUUUAAAAUGGAAUAUCAAUCCAGAACUCAGCAAAUACAAAGUUCUUGUGUCGUUUCUGUACACUCAGAAUAACUCAGACAUAAUACUAAAUUGCCAA